UCCCAGUUUUUGGAGAAACAGCUGCAGCUGUGAGGUUUUGUUUUGUUUUUUCGUUCCUUUAAAUGUGUGAUGGAGUCAUCUCUUCUCACUUUUCUUUUUGUUUCUUUAUCGGUGGUAUGUUCCUCUUACACUGGCACCACAGACUGGGAUGAUGUUGUGGUGGUUAGAGAGAACACCCCCACCAUCCUGGGCUGUACUGAUACAACAGUGAGAGGUGACAUAUCCAUUAACUGGAUGGUGAAGUCAUUUGGUGCGGAUGACUGGAAACUGGUUCUCUCCGCCAGUGAAAAGAACAAGUUCUCAGGCGGUGCUUCAAAGGCAUCCAUGCGACUGACUGACAGUAACUUUCAAGAUACUGGGGUUUUCUCACUAUACUUUAUACCCAAAAUGGAGGACAGUGGUCACUACUCGUGUUUAAUAAAGCAUCAAGAGAAGAAACUAAAGGAGAGGAUUGUUCUCUUGGCGAUCCUUACAGUCACUUCCUACCCUGCUUCACCUAUCCCUCAGCACAGCACCCUGAGGCUCAUUGCUAAAGUCACUCCUGGCAUUGCCAUCACCAAAAUCACCUGGACAGCACCUGGUGGCAUUCCUAUGAAGAGCAAAAAAAUGCCAAACACGGGUACAGUUGCUAAGCUGCCGCAGGUCCAGAACAGUGACUCCGGGACUUAUGUCUGUACAGUUUACCCCUGGGGCAACAGCUCCAGUGUGUUGACUGCUAACGUGGAAGUGACUGUUGACGCUGACAAAGUGGCCUCAUUCACCAAUAUUACACAUGGCCAAACAAUCUCAACUGCCAUUGAGGCUCAGACAUCCUUCCACCUGACCUGUCCCAGUAUCCAAGGGGACUAUGUCCUACUAUACUGGCUUCACCCAGAUGCCAAGAGGCAUAGUAAUAUGAAGUUAGUGUACCAGUACGACCACUGGAGGGGUUCCACCUUACAGACUGAACAAAGCAAGAGACUCCAGCUGGCUGGUGAACCCUACAAUGCAGAAGCUGGGAGCUUCUCCUUUCUGCUCACCCCUGAGUUGAAAGAUGGUGGCCUUUACAUCUGUGAAGUGUCUCUCAAUGACAACAUCUUCAGCCAGAGGACAACACUCAGCGUUCUGAAAGUUAAAACCAAACGCUAUCCCUCAAAGCUGGAGUUGCUGUGCCUGUAUUCAGAGCAGUCCCAGGUUCAAAAUGCCGAGUGGAAGCACAGCAAUAAGAGCCGCAAACUGAAGAUGACGAGCAACGGCCCUGGCAGCAUCAGCACCAUCGUACAGUUACCCAUUACUUUGGAUGUAACUGGGAACUAUACCUGCAUCCUAGAGCUGGGAAACGGCCAGCUCAUUCGGGCAGAACAAGUUAUUAGACUGCCCUCUAAAGAGAGUGUCAAUGUCACCACCCCCUCCCUGCUUCAUUCUCUCUCUGCUUUAUUACUCCUUGUGCCCCUGGUUGCUGCAGCCGUCGGUGUGUUGCUAUGGAGACAGAAACACAUUUCUGAUCGCGGUGAGUCUUCUGGCGAUUUCUUUUUUGACAUCUUUCCAUGUUCCGUCCAUCUUUGGCCCCAGUCGGCAGCCACUGAGCGAUGUGGGCCAUGACAUCCUCUGGGGUUGUUGUAAUGAAUCUGCCCCCACCUCCUUCUGCAGAUAAGUGUGUGUGCAUUUGUCCAUGAGACUCUAUCUUUCUGUACUCAGGUAUUGAACAGUCUCUCUCUGUUCAUUCGGGUGACACAGAGAACAUCUAUGAGAAUCCUGAGGAUGUAAG
This is a messenger RNA of Melanotaenia boesemani (Boeseman's rainbowfish), 1747 nucleotides long. RefSeq names its product g6f-like (gene g6fl). Gene Ontology annotation, biological process: T cell activation; positive regulation of ERK1 and ERK2 cascade; interleukin-15-mediated signaling pathway. Gene Ontology annotation, molecular function: MHC class II protein binding; protein tyrosine kinase binding. Gene Ontology annotation, cellular component: membrane raft; external side of plasma membrane. The record is from RefSeq and is a predicted model, not a curated record. The transcript has 7 exons. The coding region runs from base 70 to 1581 and encodes 503 amino acids. Lineage: Eukaryota; Metazoa; Chordata; Actinopteri; Atheriniformes; Melanotaeniidae.